Messenger RNA from Oreochromis niloticus (Nile tilapia), 1306 nucleotides. RefSeq names its product zinc finger protein 595-like. The coding region runs from base 5 to 1198 and encodes 397 amino acids. The transcript has 3 exons. Lineage: Eukaryota; Metazoa; Chordata; Actinopteri; Cichliformes; Cichlidae. Gene Ontology annotation, biological process: regulation of transcription by RNA polymerase II. Gene Ontology annotation, molecular function: RNA polymerase II cis-regulatory region sequence-specific DNA binding; DNA-binding transcription factor activity. The record is from RefSeq and is a predicted model, not a curated record.
AACAAUGAGCUCAACACAGAAGGACCAACAUGGAGCGAGAAGUCAGCGCUCUCAGGAGGCCGACAAACCUCACAGAAGAAAGAGAGAGAAAAAACACACCUGUGACGAGUGUGGGAAGGAUUUUACUGGGAAGGCUGAACUAAAACACCAUCAGGUCAUCCACACUAGAGAGAGACCGUUCAGCUGUGACUUGUGUGGAAAGACUUUUUCCUGGAAGUGUUCCCUAAAACAACACCAACUCAUCCACAGUGGAGUUAAAGCGUACAGCUGUGAUCAGUGUGGCAGAGCUUUUACUCGCAGUAGCUACUUACAGAGGCAUCUAGUUACCCACUCUGGAAUUAAGGCAUACAGCUGUGACAUUUGUGGAAAAACCUUCAGUCAUACAGCGAGCCGAAAUAUACACCUACGCAUUCACACCGGACAUGAUGUGUACUGCUGUGAACAGUGUGGCAGACAGUUUACAACAGACACACAGUUACAACGCCACAUGUUUACCCACACUGAGGAACGACCUUAUAAAUGUGACCUGUGUGAGAAGACUUUUAAAGCUCCACGUCACCUGAGAAAACACCAACAGAUCCACACCAGAAAGAGACUCUACAAGUGCAGUUACUGUGAGAAGCAGAGCGACACAGAUGGAUCCAGUUCUCAACCCUGUCAUCACUGUGGUGGUGGGAAAAAGUUUCGUUGUGACCUCUGUGGAAAAACUUUCAUUCUUCAGCGAAGCCUAAAACUACAUCAACGUAGACACACUGGAGACAAACUGAACUACUGCAAGGAAUGUGGGAGAAGCUUCACCACAUCAAGUGACUUAAAACAACAUGAACUCAUUCACAGUGGGGUUAAAAAGCACCUCUGUGAUCAGUGUGGGUCAUCCUUCAUUACUGCAUGGAAGCUUAAACGACACAAACGAGUCCACACAGGAGAGAAACCAUACAAGUGCAGACACUGUGACAAAAGUUUCUCAUGUUCAGGUAGUCGUAACGAUCAUGAACAUACACACAUGGAAGGAAAGUACAGCUGUGACCAGUGUGACAAGACCUUGAAGAAUUUCAGUUCAUACUCCCAACACAAACGAUCCCAUGUUACUAAUAAACUGUUUCACUGUUACCAAUGUGCCAAAACAUUCACUAAAUUAUCUGCUCUGUGCAAACAUCAGCGUGAUCACUCAGGGCUGGAAUCACUCCCAUUACAGUGAAUCUGAAGAGACAGAAAGAUCCUCUUCUGGUUUCAGGGUCAGACUUAAAACCCUUGAGAUCAGGCUCCACAGAGUUCAGGGGUCCGUUCUUCGUACCUCACUAAGUAA